This is a messenger RNA of Beauveria bassiana ARSEF 2860, 4701 nucleotides long. RefSeq names its product HEAT repeat protein. Lineage: Eukaryota; Fungi; Ascomycota; Sordariomycetes; Hypocreales; Cordycipitaceae. Bases 1 to 4701 code for a protein of 1566 amino acids. The transcript is spliced from 4 exons. Gene Ontology annotation, biological process: tRNA methylation. Gene Ontology annotation, cellular component: cytosol. The record is from RefSeq and is a predicted model, not a curated record.
AUGGCUACUCAGCAAGAUUUGCUGGACCAAGAGCUAUUGGGGAAUGCAGGCCAAUUGAUCAAAUGGCUGGAAGGCCAACCCCAGCAGUCGCAGAAUGAUCUUGCGGUCGUUGCGUUUGAACGCCUUUACUCCGAGGCUGCGCAACCGAAGUCUGUCUCAGGCAACGCCUGCGUGAGGCUCUGCGGGCUUGUCGAGCAGUCAUCCAAAUCUGAAUCGCGGGUUCUGCGCGACUGGGCAUUCUCCUACGAUGUCGUGCUCAAGCUCUUCAAUUUUUACAUUGACUGGAACGAGUACGACCACCACCGGUCCAUGCGUCUUGUGCUCGAUCUCAUUGCUGUGCUGCUCCGCAAGAACCCAGACCAGCACGCCGCAGCGAGCACCAAAAAUGCUCUCCUGGGUGAUCUCAUCUCCAUUGUCUCGGGCCGCUCGAUGAAGCCCGUGGCAAAAUCUGCCAUUAAGACGUUGGACCACUUCCUCGGCAAGUACGUAUUCACACUGGACGAGAUUCGCGUGAGCUAUGAAAUCUACAGAAGCGAUUUCCAGGGCCGUGAGCCGAUCCAGGUCUGGGGUAUGCUUAUCGAGGAUCUUUUCGGCUGGAUGUGCCUGCACUUUGUGUGCCCUGCGGCGGGCAAGUUGGUCGUGACUCUUUACAGGAUGCUACGUCAAGGACGCGCUGGCUCGGAUCAGAUCCCGACUAUUGAUCUGUGGCACUCGUGGCUGCUUGUGUUUGUUACAAAGGAGCCUUCUCUCGUUGAGCGCAUCAAGAACUAUGUAUUUCUGCCGCUGUUCAAGAUUGAUAGGAAAGAAGCCUUGCUAUUCCUGCAAAAGAUGAAUAAUGACCAGCCCGUGUCGGCAUCAGCAAAGCUACACGUGGAUAUUCCGGCUCUGAUCCAGCUUGCAGCUCUUGAGACGGGGAAAAGAGUUGGUCUCGUCGAGGAGCCGGACCUCGACUCGGACGGCGCGGCCGAAAGCGGAGGCAACUCCAUCGUUUUGCAAGAAGAGGUUCUAGAAAGUGUCCUCGGUCACCCGUCGCACGAAGUUCGCUCGCUCGCCUUUUCCAUUCUCAUAGCCUCGCCGUCUACCACAAAGCCUUACUCGCUGAGGGCGCUUCAGCUUCUUCAGAAGCACCUGGGCGCCUUCUUUGCCGACCCCGACGCCAAAUUUCGCGUCGACGUUUCGGCACGCGCCAGGGACAUGUUUAAGCGCAUUCGAGGGGCCAUAUCCGUGCUGAAACGCAGCAUCCCACGCGUACGCGCCAAAGCCGCCAAAGCGAAGAAAUCAGAGAGCGACACGCCGGCCCUGUACAAGACGAAUCUGAUUGCGCUGCCCGAAGAAAGCUUGUUGCAGUGCUUGGAGUAUCAUGAAGAAUUUCUCAGGUGGUAUCUUAGAUUUUUGUGUGAGGAGUUGGUCCCAACAGCAUCAUACCAACGCCACAUUGCGUCGCUCAAGGCACUUGGCCAUAUUCUUCGUAUGGAGGGCGAGAAGAGCAAGGCGUGGGAGACUGCAGACGACCAGACACUAUUCUUUGAUGCAUUUGACGACAAAUGGGCUCGCGCGCUGUUUGACCUCCUCAUGGAUCCGUUUGAAGACGUCCGCGACGUCGCCUCUACCGUGCUUACAUCGAUCUUUGCCGAUCAGCGAUAUCGCAAGUUCUCGCUGCAUGCGGACAGCGAGGCGCAAAACCCUGCGAAAGAGCUUCGAGAGCUGUCUCGCCGUGCCAAUGAUCUUGCGCGUAGGACCGCCCGCGCGGACCACGCAGACGGCGUCGCGCGCGUAAAUCAGCUCCUCUACCGGUUCCUCACCACGCCGGCCGAGCGCAUCGCCCUGCUGUCGGGCAUGAUUGGCGAGCUUGAAAGUAAGAUUGCCCAAGCGGAGGCGGACCUCGGCCGCGCGGUCCUCGAGGCGCCGGUGCACGGUGACUUUGCUUCGCUGUGCAGCAUGUGGCAGGUCGUCGCGGAGCUCCCGCUCGCGGACGAGGACCUACAAGCAGUAGGGAAAUUGCAAAUGCAGCUUGUAGGAUGCUGCCAGCGCGCGUGGGCAUCUGUCAAGUAUAUCCUGUGCGACGACUCGCCCGAGGGACAUUUGCCGUCGGAGCUGGAAGAGCUUGAGGGACUCGAUACCAAGAGCCUCAUCAGCUACAGUUUUCGCUCUAUUCAUGAAUCGAGCAACUUGAUGCGCAUCAUGAUUCUGGCGAUGCGAAACAAAUCACGCAAGGGCGCCGUGACACCUAGUAAAGAUGUAUAUCUUGGUAUUGGAAGGCUGACGUUUGAGCAGCUGUCCAGCCUCAGACACCGCGGCGCUUUCACCAAUGUCUCUGCUACAUUCAGUGCCUGCUGCCAGCAGAGCCGGCACUUGGAGCAAGCGCAAGGCGACGAGGAUAUUCUGCUGACUUGGUACAACGGCGCCAUGAACGCCAUCAACUCCCAAGUAUCAACAACUCGUCGCUCUGCUGGUAUUCCCUCCCUCAUCACAGGCAUCCUCUCCGCCAACACGACCAACCCGUCAUUUGAAACCGUCAUGGACACGCUCAUGAGGAUCGCUAGCACUGAAGCCCAAGUGACGGAAAUCGAUGAUACGCAACUGCCUCAAGUGCACGCCUACAACUGCCUCAAAGAUAUUUUCAAAAACUCUCUGCUCACAUCUCUCGGCAAUAAAUCCGAGGCCUACCUGCCGCAGUGCCUGGAGCUCGCUGCCAGCGGCUUGCGCUCCGAAGUCUGGGCCAUCCGCAACUGCGGCCUCAUCUUCCUCCGGAGCCUCAUCGACUGCCUGUUUGGCUCGCACGAGAGCAAGCACAUGAUUGAGGCCGGCUGGGACGGCAAGGCGAACCGCAUCCCGUAUCACCGAUAUUCGAAACUGCCCAAAGUGCUCCGCGAUUUGCUCAAGUCGGGCCACGGGGUCAUGGCCGUCACGUCGACGCUGUCGGCGGCGGCGGCGGAGUCGGUGUUUCCCGCGCUGGACAUUAUCCGCAGAGCGGGACCGCCGGAGCUACUUCGCGACGAGAUUCAGAGCGACGUCGCGCACUAUCUCUCCAGCAGCGUCUGGCACGUGCGGGAGAUGGCGGCCAGGACGCUGUGCUCGUGCUUGCUCCAUGACAAGUGGCUGAGGACGAUCAAGCAGAUAUAUGGGGAGUCACAGCGCACCACUGGGGGCGCGCGCCUGAAUUAUACCCAUGGCGUCUUGUUGACUCUCAAGUUUGUGAUUGAGAGACUAAAUGAGGUAUCUCUGGACCAACUCAAAGCCGAUCUACCGGAGCUAGUCGACUUUCUAUCACACUGCAAUGUUGCAAACGACUACGUCAACUGUCCUGACGUGGCCGCUGCUUAUCUCGAGGUUCUCAACCAAACAUGGGCCCUGCAACUUGCGGAGGGCCUCCCACUACAACCGAAAACGCCUCAGCUGUCAGAACAGCCAAGCCUGGCCCUCUUCAAGUCGCAAAAGGUCAUUCAUGAUAUCUUUUUAGCAUGCCAAGCUACCGAUUCUAUCGACGCCCUCCGCGACAUCGUGUUCAACCCUCACACUGGUGUCAACACUCUUGUCACCGCCCUGGAGACAAUACCGAAACUAUGGAAUCUUGCAAAUGCAACAGAGCAGACGCUGCUAUCCCUCUGCUCACUAUACACGGACGUGGCGCUCCGCACAACGUAUCUGGAAGCGCAGACCGCAGCGGUCGAGAAUCUGGCUGAUGUGCUCAACGCGCUCUCAAAGGGUGGCAAAACACGCAAACUGCCAAUUGAUGAGCUGGCCAGCCUUUGGGCUUGUCUGCCGCUUGGACCCAUGAGCCCGGCGCUCUCUAAUGCAGUGAUUCGCGCAGGCGGCGGCAUCAUUGCAGCGCUGCACGUUGCAGGCAAGCUUACGCCGGAGGGCCUGGACAGCUGGGCGCUGCUGAUGGCUGAUGCCGGCCUCGAUGACAAGACUUUUGACGCACGAUUUGCCGCUGCAGAGUCGUUUUGCUCCUUCUUUACCGUCAUCGGCGGGCAAUGCACAGCCGCGGCCUUUCUCCCCGUCCUCCUUGCGCUAUAUGACACGCUCAACGACGACGACGAAGAAGUCCGCGAUCUGGGCUCUGCCGCCUUUCAGCACGUCGCGGGCGUCGCGCUCGUGCCCAUUGAAGCCGCGAGCCGGCUUCUGCAGUGGCUCGCCACCACUUUUGGCCAACUGCCGCAGUUUCGCGCCGUGCUCGCGAGCCGCAUCGUCGGCGACGCUUCUCUCACCGCUGCGGCGGCGGCGACGGCGGCGGCGGCUCUCGAGUCGUGGACACCAGCGGCGGAGCAGCUCGCCGCGGCGCUGCAGUUUGACGACUCGCUGUUUGCGGUCGAGGAGCAGAACCUGUUUGUCGACGAGGUGCGCGAGACGAAGCGCUGGGUGGCCGUGUUUGAGAGCGUGUCGUGGGACGGGGAGAAUGGUGGCGGUGGUGGUGGUGGUGGUGAUGGUGGUGUUGUGCUGGCGGCGCUGGAUCGCUGGGUGCGAGGCGGCGUCGGCAAGAUGAGGCAAGUGGUGCGCGGACAAGAGGAUGGUCCGCUGGGAUGGGCUUCGGACGCAAAGGUGUUUGCGAUUGCGACGCGUAUCUUGCAUGGGUUUCUGGUGUUGGUCAAGAGUGGCUCUGCGAGCGACGAGUUGGUGGCAGAGGUGGCAAGACUCAAGCAAGAGGCUCUUGAAAAGGACAAUGAUGUUUCACGACUGCUCAUGGAUGCGCUGAAUUGA